Bradysia coprophila is the source of this 1716-nucleotide messenger RNA. RefSeq lists its product as uncharacterized. The record is from RefSeq and is a predicted model, not a curated record. Lineage: Eukaryota; Metazoa; Arthropoda; Insecta; Diptera; Sciaridae.
GGACCGAACAUUGUAAAAUAUUAUGUGUGACAAAAAUGUAUGUAGAAAACCAACACAAUGCAGGGCAAUUAAUUGUAUCAGCGAACUAUAAAAUCAGUGUACCUUUUUUAUGAAAAGUUAUUUAGUUUUCUGUUGAAAUGCGUGGAAAAAGUAAAAAUUGCAUAAAAGUACAUGUUUUGUUGAUGCUCUGUUUAGAUGAUCGCGGGUAUUAGUUUGCAACACACGAACUCUAUUUUUAUUAAACGGACCUUUCUCGUCAAAAAGUGUACGUGUGGAAUGUGUGUAAAACUGUGUGUUCAACUGAAGUAAAACUAUAAAGCUUCAUAGACCAGACAUAAAGCGUCUUAAAUCUGCUGGAUUCGUUUUUCUAUUCAUUUAAAAUGGCUUUCAACGAAAAGUUCAUAAACUUUCUAAUAAUUACUGCGAUUCUGGUUUCAUACUCUCCCCUAUGUCAGGGAGAAAUAGAUCAUCGAAAUGAACGCUCCAAGGGAGGUUUGUUUGGAUCGAGUUGGGGAUUUACACCGAGCAAAAGAUUUCUGUCGCUAUUUACUGUGGUAACAUGGGGUCAAGGGCAAUGUAUGGCUCCAUCUGGAGAGUAUGGAAGUUGUGUCCCCAACAAUGAAUGUAUUCCUCGGGGAGGUAUUCCCGGUGGACCAUGUGCUGCCGGUUACGGAAUGUGCUGUGUUUUUAUGCAGUCGUGUGGAGGUAUAGCAAGAGAAAAUGGAACCUAUUUCGUAAAUCCGAAUCAUCCAGACGCAUAUGAGGGUACUGGAAGUUGUCAACUGACUAUAACGAAAACAAAUCCAGAUAUAUGCCAGAUAAGGUUGGAUCUCGAUAACUUUGCAAUUUCACAGCCUGAGCCAAUAAAUCAUAUAUGUAAUGCUGACCAGUUUCUUGUGUCUGGCGGCAGUCCAGCUCCCAGCAUAUGUGGAACUUCCCAUGGCGACCAUAUGUACAUAGAUGCCGGACUAGGACAAAGCAAUCCAAUCACGAUAACUGUGAUAACCAGUGGUCCUACAUUUCCACGUACCUGGAGAAUACGCGUCACUCAAAUUCCUUGCGGAAGUAUUUCGAAAGCCGAUCAAGGAUGCUUACAAUGGCACACUGGCGUUUCCGGAAGAGUAAAAAGUUUCAAUUUCGACACGACAUCGGGACGUCAAUUGUCGAAUCAAGACUACAGUAUUUGUAUGAGAACCGAACGCAAUUUUUGUGGUAUUCAAUACACAGCUUGUCCUGAUCAAUCCAAUAACCGAUCCAGAUCGUUCACAUUAUCCGGUAAUUCUAACAGUGUCGUUAAUUCAAUGGUCGGUAGUGGUACACAGGGAACACCAAAUUCAUGUACGAACGAUUGGUUAUUGAUUGGAUGUGCAAAAGUGACGGAUCGUAUACCGAUACCUAAUACCUGUGAGGAUAGAAUUUGUGGUGGUACAUUCAACGCUGAAGUUAGUACGGUUGAUCGAACCGUUCAAAGUAGCGUACGCCCGUUUCGACUUUCAUUUCACUCCGAUCUGAUUGAAGCUCCCAUCGAUUUAGACAACAGAGGCUUUUGCCUAGACUACACUCAACAACCCUGCACUAAUGGAUGAAAAAUGCGCUAAGUAGAAGCAUUCAAUUACUCUAGGCAUAGCUGUGUAUUGCUGUAUAGUUUUGUAAGAACACACUCGAAUAUUCCUAUAAAUAAAAAAUCGAAACCACAUUCACUGCGUUUGUAAUAAU